CCGGGGGCCCCCCACUUUGUGCGAUCCAGACGGAAGGACGCGCGCGGGGUGCGCGGGGCUCGCUUCUCGGCCGCUCCCCUGAAGGUGCCAAAUCCUAUCUACUCUCCGUAAUUGUUGCCAGAGCCAACUCCAGCGAAUAUGAAUGAUAUUUCCCAGAAGGCUGAGAUGAAAGAAAUGCUUGCUUCCGAUGAGGGAGAGGAGAUGUCUAAGGUAGAGAAGGCUUAUGUCCCGAAGCUAACAGGAACUGUUAAGGGCAAAUUUGCAGAAAUGGAAAAACAAAGACAAGAGGAGCAAAGGAAAAGAACUGAGGAGGAAAGAAAGCGCAGAAUUGAACAAGACCUGUUAGAAAAGAGGAAAAUCCAACGAGAAUUAGCAAAGCGAGCUGAGCAGAUUGAGGACAUAAACAAUACGGGAACUGAAUCAGCGUCAGAGGAAGGAGACGAUUCGCUGCUUGUGACAGUGGUGCCUGUAAAAUCUCACAAAACACCUGGAAAAAUGCAAAAGAGUUUUGAGGACCUGGAAAGAGAACGUGAGGAACAGGAAAGGAACAGACACGAAGAGGAAAAGAGAAUCCGGUAUGAGGAACAAAGGCGAUCCCUCAAGGAAGCGAAAUGCCUUUCGCUUGUUAUGGAUGAAGAAGCAGGGAGCCAAGGCACAAAGGAGUCUCUUUCUCCUGGAAAGCUGAAACUCACUUUUGAAGAAAUGGAGAAAGAGAGACAAGAAAAGAGGAAGAAGCAAGCUGCGGAGGAGGCUCGACAGCGCCUGGAGGAGGAGAGACGGGCUUUCGAAGAAGCCCGGCAGCAAAUGGUCAAUGAAGAGGAGGGCAGCUGUGAAAUGGAAAAUUCUCUUCGAGAGUCUCAUCGCCCGGGGAAACUCAAGCUCAGCUUUGAAGACAUAGAAAGGCAAAGAAGAGAAGAAGAGAAGAGGAAAGCUGAAGAAGAAGCCAGGAGGAGAAUAGAAGAAGAAAAGAGAGCUUUUGCAGAAGCUAGGAAGAGCAUGGUCCUAGACAGUGAUUCUCCAGAGAUCUACAAAACAGUCUCACAAGAAUCCCUUAUACCAGGGAAACUAGAAAUUAAUUUUGAGGAGUUAUUGAAACAAAAAAUGGAAGAAGAAAAGAGACGGACAGAGGAGGAACGCAGGCAUAAACUGGAGAUGGAAAAACAGGAAUUUGAACAACUGAGACAAGAAAUGGGGCAGGAGGAAGAGGAAACGGAAACCUUUGAGCUUAGCAGGGAGUAUGAAGAACUAAUUAAAUUAAAAAGGAGUGGUUCUAUUCAAGCUAAGAACUUAAAAAGCAAGUUUGAAAAAAUUGGACAACUGUCUGAAAAGGAAAUACAGAAGAAGAUUGAGGAAGAGCGAGCUAGAAGAAGAGCGAUUGACCUUGAGAUCAAAGAGCGAGAAGCAGAGCAUUUUCACGAGGAAGACGAUGUUGAUGUGAAGCCUGCCCAAAAAUGUGAGGCCCCCUUCACUCACAAAGUUAACAUGAAAGCUAGGUUUGAACAGAUGGCGAAGGCCAGAGAAGAGGAGGAACAGAGAAGAAUUGAGCAGCAGAAGCUGUCACGCAUGCAGUUUGAGCAGAAGGAGAUCGAUGCAGCGCUCCAGAAGAAAAAAGAAGAGGAGGAGGAAGAGGAGGGAGGCACCAUGAAUGGUUCCACACUCGAAGAUGGAGAACAAACUCGGUCUGGAGCGCCAUGGUUCAAGAAGCCUCUAAAAAACACGACCGUUGUAGAUGGUGAGCCAGUUCGAUUCACCGUGAAGGUAACUGGAGACCCCAAGCCUGAAGUCACGUGGUGGUUUGAAGGAGAGAGGUUACAGGAUGGGGAGGACUAUCAGUACAUUGAGAGAGGAGAGACUUACUGCCUUUACCUCCCAGAAACCUUCCCCGAAGAUGAAGGGGAGUACAUGUGUCAUGCGGCCAACAGCAGGGGUACUGCGGCCAGCACCUGCAUCCUCACCAUCGAAAGUAAGAGCUAACUCUGGGUCCCAUCCCCGCCCCCCAACCUACUCAGCUCCAGCUUCUUAGCAAAAAAAUCACUAAUGUCUGGUCUUCUCUUCUCUUCUAGCCGACGACUAUUAGCUUUUCUUUUUCUGGAACCUUCCUUCUUCUCCUCAACUUUCCUCCUGCAUCCGUCUCUUUCUGUGGAGGGGCCAAGUACGGGAAUCCGGGAGCUAUCAUGCCCAUCCAUGCUAGAUCUAAAGGCUUACCAUGGAAGCCUGAAAACCUGAAUAAAAUUAGGGGAAAAAAAUCUAUCAGUAAUCACUAAGAAUUCCAACUUCCCUGUUUCUAUAACAUGUAAUCCAAUGGUAUACAUUGAACCUUUCUGAUCUAAAAGCCUUGCUUAUUUUUAAGCAGGGUGAACUGAUGUGCCGCCAUAUUGCCUAUUCAAAAUGGAAGCUAAAGAGGGGUGAAAAGUUCAGAGACAGGAUAUUUAAACUAUAUAAGUUAGCCUCAAGGGAUAGAAAAAAGCAUAUAGAUGACAGGCUAACUUUAUCCACCCAAGCUAGAACCAAUCAGCCAUGCCUUCCUAAUAGUUUAAAACUUUGAAGGUGAACCAAUUUUGAUUGAUAGCUUUCUUCAACAAUAUUAAAUUCAGAUCAUUUCUGAGGACCUUUAUCAGGAGAGAUAUUUUGGUAAAAAUCUUUAAAGUAAAAAAAUUUUUAAAAAAGGGCAUAUUAUAAAUUCUAAAUGUAAAACUUACUGCCAACAUAUCACAAAGUUCUGAGACUUCUGAGUAUUAAUAUUAAAGAAGUUGAUUUUACCCAAAUAAAUUAUAUUAAAUUGGCUCACAAUUCCAUAAAAGCUUCUGAAAAUUCAGAAAUUUCAUACUAACCAGUUCAUAUAACUUCAUAUGAUUAAAAAAAAACCAAAACAAAAGCCUUGGUAUCUGCAAAAAUAAGUAAACUGAAGCUUAGAAGCUCUGGAAAUGAUGAGGAAAGAAGGGAAGUUUUAUGAACAAAUUUCAAACAUCUCAAGUUAAACUUGUAGGCUAGAUUUGGUCUUUUGAAAUGAGUUUGUAAAUAAUCUUAACUCUUACGUUCUUUACUCAAACUUUUCUUAUUUUAACUUUCUGGA
Molecule: messenger RNA, 3073 nt
Organism: Vombatus ursinus (common wombat)
Lineage: Eukaryota; Metazoa; Chordata; Mammalia; Diprotodontia; Vombatidae
Gene: NEXN
Product: nexilin F-actin binding protein
Exons: 12
Coding region: 139-1974 (611 amino acids)
Biological process (GO): mitochondrial fusion
Source: RefSeq, a predicted model, not a curated record